Molecule: messenger RNA, 996 nt
Organism: Homarus americanus (American lobster)
Lineage: Eukaryota; Metazoa; Arthropoda; Malacostraca; Decapoda; Nephropidae
Product: glycine, alanine and asparagine-rich protein-like
Exons: 3
Coding region: 36-797 (253 amino acids)
Source: RefSeq, a predicted model, not a curated record
AAAUCACGUCACACUGGACCCACCCUCCCACCAACAUGGCUGCCCUGAAGACUCUUAUUGCUCUCCUGUUCAUAGGAUUUGCGGUUGGCGAGGAAGAAGCAGUGCGCGAAAAGCGAGGGUUUAACAGACCCUUCACAGGCGGCCACGGCGGCGGUUACGGUGGCGGCGGCGGAUACCUAAUUGUUGGUUCUGGUGGCGGCGGCGGCCAUGGACCCACCGCUGCCGACAUCGCAAACCAGGCUGCUGCUCAAGCUUCCGCCGCUGCUGCAGGUCUUCAUGGAGCCUCUAGUUCAGCUGCACGAGGCGCUGCUAACCAGGCUGCUGCUGUUGCAUCAGCUGCAGCUCAAACAGCUCAGGCUGCAGCUGCCCAAAAGCAGUCACAGGCAGCACAGCUAACACAGGCUGCUCAGGGAGCGCAGGCUGCAGCCUUUGCCGAGUCCUCACUGUCCGGACAAGCCUUCGCUGCUGAACAGGCAGCGGAGAACACUUACAACCUGGCCGUGGCUGUGGCCAACGAUCUGGCCGCCGCCCGUCAGGAGGCCCGGACAGUCGUCGCCCAGGCUUUCAAUGCUCUGCAGGCUUCCAGAGCCGUAAGGGCUGCACAGGCUGCCAUGGCCUGGCAGGCUCAACAGGCCGCUGCCUCCCUCCACCAACAGCAGGCCGUUGUCAUCAGUGACCUGCAAUCCGCACAGGGAGCAGCAGAUCAAGCCGCAGCAGCAGCAGCCAAGGCUUUAGCUAAGGCAAAGGGCACCGGCGGCGGAUACGGAGGCGGUUAUGGAGGUGGCUACGGCCACUAAGGGCGUGUCUAUUGUUUCUUUUUUAUUCUCUAGAUUUUCCAGACAUUUGAAAACUUGUGAAGAGGAAAUGUGCGUCCCUGUAUAGUAAAGUGAGUGAAGAGUGGCGAGGCUGAUGUGUGGUGGCUGUAACACAUGGUUAUCCCUCAUGGAUGACCUUACAUGUAUAUAUUUUGCGAUCAAUAAACAUGCUAAAUAUGAA